Fusarium falciforme is the source of this 1863-nucleotide messenger RNA. RefSeq lists its product as hypothetical. The transcript has a single exon. Lineage: Eukaryota; Fungi; Ascomycota; Sordariomycetes; Hypocreales; Nectriaceae. The record is from RefSeq and is a predicted model, not a curated record. Bases 1 to 1863 code for a protein of 620 amino acids.
AUGCAACAUACAGGGAGACAGGAUGAUGCUCUUGAAAACACCGUCACGUGUCGCUUCCCCGCGAGACCGACACUUGAUCUCCAGAGAGAAGCUCAAAUAUCAUCCGAUGGGUCGCAGACAUUACUUGGUCCUUUACACACUAGAUCCGUCACUACAAUACCUGGAAUACGUCGUCGAAAUAUGGAUCAUCUUCCUCAAGAGAUUCACAACGAGAUUGGAGCUUUGUUCGUCGAUUUAUCUGAGAGUUGGAGAUCCGUGUCCCGGUCCGGUCCGGCCGCGAGACGGCAUACCCUGGCAACUAUCUCCCGUCCAUGGCAGGAGGCUAUCGAGAGACAGACAUUUCGCCAGCUUCGUCUGAGAAGCACCGACCUUGACAGCUUCGAGAAGAUUGUCAGGGGCAGCCGCCGCCGCUACCUCGGCACCAUCUUCUAUACCAUCGUGCUCCCAGGGUACGACACGGACGCUCGGGGCCGGUUUGAGCGUGAGCCGGACCGGCGAGCCAACGAUGAGGUCUUUACCAAGGCAUUGGGCGAUCUCUUCGGUAUUCUGAAAACAUGGGACGAUGAGAUAGCUGGAAAAGAACACCCAUACUGCAUUCGGCUCGAGAUUGAGGCCAUCUACUCGCCCUCUGAUGACCAGAACCUCAAUGCCGGACUUCGAGUUCCGGGUCAUGUCACCAGCCUGGAGCCAGUCGAACCUGGUAACGAGGAUGGCGUUGCUCAUCGCGACCUUCAAGACCGCCGAUUCCAGUACUCUUAUCUUGCUCUCCUUCGACCUGCAGAGCUUCCUAUAGUUACAUCCCUUGUUGCUCUCACCACUCGUGCAACCAAGAGGCCACUUGCUCCGAAGACGGCCAUCGAUAUUGCAGCAAAGUUGCCAAACCUGCGGAAGGGCAGCUGGUUCAUGAGUGAUACAGAACGACGUUAUCCAGUUUUGCGUCGGUCUCAACGGCAUGAACUUGCCAAUUCUAUCCGGGGUGCACUGCCCGGUGCUGCCGGUUUGAGGACACUCGAAGUCUGCAUGCGCCAGGAGCUCCUCUGGAACCAUGCGUGGCAUCCGGCAGACUUGACAUCCGCAGAAAUGGCCUCCGACCCUCUGUGCGGCGCCAUUCGUGAGGCCACGGGUGGUCUCAAGGCCUUGACGAAUCUCACCAUCACGGGUUGCCUUGACCAGUCUCUCUUCUGGCCAAGCCCUACUGCUCCUCUUCCGGAGCCUUUCUGGCAGAGCCUGGAGUGUCUCGAUCUUCAGUUUGACAUGACUACUCCUUCUGGAGGUUGGUACUUUAAGGCACGUACCCCUGCCGAGCACAUCGAUGCCCCAGCUACGUUGGGUUCGGAUGCUCUGCUACCUCCUGGAUACGGCCAGAGUGAAGAAGAAGAUAUGGUAGCAGCACUUCAGUAUUCAGACUCGGAGAACCAGCGACGGUCAGGUGACUCGAUGUGUCUGUUCCGCUGGGUGCCGGAUGAAACGACCAUCGUGCCCCUGAUUGAGGCCUUUGGUCGAGCGUGCGCUCAGAUGCCCGCGCUGAGGAUUGCCUCCCUCACGACGACAAUUCAAGUGCCGCUUCAAGUUCAUCAAUGGCGCAGCGUGCCUGUACGGUCUCCAUGGGGCGUGUCGUACGCUGCUCCCAGAGCCGAGUUCUCAAGGCAGUGGCAGCUUGACCCUGCAUUCCGUGAGAAUAUACACCAACGGAGGAUCUUUUGGGAUGUCAAGGACUGGCUCCCGGGUAGCCAUCUCCGAAGGGCAAUGAGCGAGAUUGGGCGAGACCGGUACGGUGAUGAGUUGGUCGAGAAGCACGUCGACUUCUGGGCAGCCGUUAUGAAGCCGCGAGAGUUAGCGCGGUUCAGAUGCUCCUAUUGGUGA